UAGAUGAACAGCUUACCCAUGGCUUCCAGUGAAAUGCAGCCCAGAAAAGAAGACAUCUAAACAGAAAGUUUAUGCUGGUUCUGUUUACCUACACCAACCCCUUGGGGAGUGUAUCUGGUUGGAUUCUUCAUCAUCAUGAAUCCUGCCCAACUUCACAUUUUAAAACAUCGAGACCAUAUGAAAGACCUCCGAAGGUACCUGGUGUUCAAAUACAUCCAAUAUCUAGUCUUACCUUCUCCAAACGCCAUCAUGACCCUACGGGGAUUGCUUGCUAGUCUGUAUGUUAUGCUUAUAUUGACAUUUCCUUCUGUAUCCAGAAAAUCCACUGUGGUGUUUAUUAGUAACAUAGCUCAGGCAGACAUCUUAGUUGGCUGCAGCAUUUUUUCUACCAUCACAGCAGGUGUGACAAAUAGUGAAACAUCUUUAGCUUCUUUUCAAUCUGCCUUGAGGCAGAACUUCCAAAUUGCAAAUGUACAUGCCAGUUCCCUUUUACUCAGCUGUGUUAGCCUAGAGGCUUUUCUGAUUACUUUUCUUCCAGUAGAGACUCGCCACAUAAGGAAUGUUAGAUGUGCCAGAGUAGCUUCUAAGAUCAUCUGGGCUGCUGUAAUUACUGAGUGUUUCCUUUAUCAGCUUGAGUGCAUCAAAGGCUUUAACAUUUCUUAUCUUGGCAUUCAUAGGCAAGUUCAGCCAUUGGUGAAUUUCUGUUAUGACACCACAGCAUUGCUGAAAUUACUUGUUUACCCGACUGGAGUUCUUUUAAGAAUAUUCAAUGUUUAUCUUUUUUAUAAAAUAUAUUUCAGGGACUGCUAUAUUUAGUUUGUUAGGAAUGUGAGAUCUGGUGCCCAGUUAUUUUGUCAAACACUCAUGUUUAAUGGUGCUGUGAAGACAUUUUAUAGAUACAAUUAACUUGUAAUUUGCUACUAUUAAGAAAAAAAGACUAACAUCAGUAGCAAAACUGUACCUCAUCUAAUCAGCUGAAGGCCUUGAAAGCAAAACACAGGUUUUCCAGCAAAAGAAAUAUUGCCUGAAGACUGGUAACUUGAGGUUCGAAGCUGUUGUCUGCACUGCACAUUCCAGACUCAAGACUACAUCACCUGUGUUCCUGACGUUCCAGCUUCGUGGCCCACUGCCACAAAGUUUGAACUUUCUAGCUCUGAAAAAUCAUCUAAGAUGGUUACCUUAAAAGAAAGAGAAGCCACAAUCUGCUCAGUCUGUGUAAUAACACUUGUAUGUAUGUCUUCAGAACUGAUCACUUGGGAUUGGAUAACCAAAUGAUGCUUUUCCCUGGGGAAGACAUUUUCUCUUGCUCUCUGCUUUCCUUAGUUGCCUGUAGUUAUUUGCCUAAGGUUGAGGCCUUGUGAGCUUUCCCUCUCCAUGUUAGCCUGUCUGUUGACAUUGUCUUUGUUCAGGUUCUGUUUAGGCAGCCAUGAUGGUGAGACCUCAUGGAUGUAGCUUCUGACAUUACUAGGAGAGACAGCUUCAAAGAAAUUUCCCUUAUCUGCAAAGAAAUUUCCCUUAUCUUAGAAUCUUUCCACCCUCUCUUCUGCAAUUACAAUUGAUGGCAAAAAGGCCAGGAAUUGAAUGAGAGCAAGGAGGGGUAGGUAUAUGGGGUGGUUUGGAGGGAGAAAAGGGAAAAUACUAUAAUAGUAUUAUAAUCUCAAAAUAAAAACAUAAAGAGAAAAUGUCAUAUCCUAUAUGUUCUGUUUAUUUUUAGUUUUAAUUUUGGAGAACACUAACUAAUGCUGAUUUUUUGCUACUGAGGGUCAUUCCAGAGAAACAGAAUCUUGCAAGUAUUCUGAAUUAGUUUUGGGAUUUUGACAUUUCUUCUCUAAUGUAACUGAAUUUAAGAGUUUUGAUGUCUCUAUUUCUAGUAGUAAAAAGGACUCUGAUAGUAUAUAGGAUGAUAUGGCAAGAGGUAUAAAAUAGCAUAAUUGAAUAGAGUCAAUGAAAUUUCUUGGUGAACACAUACAAGGGGGGGGGCUUUGAACUCAUUAUGUUGCUGAGACUAGUCUUUGACUCCUGAUCCUCACAAUUCUACCUCUCAAGUGUUGAGAUGACAGGCAUAUACUAUGACACCUGGCUGGUACCCUAGGGCAUCCUUAUAAAACUAGUGAGUUUACAGAGAUUAUACAAUUAUCCCUAAUUUUUCCAAGUGGAAAAAGAAAGGAAUGAAUUAGAGGUUUUUAAUUCCUAGUUCAAGUGCUGAAGUAAUGGUUUGAAAACACCAAAAUCUUCUCUGAAAGAUUCUUCCCUUAGUGACAGAAUUGUCAUGAUGAAAAGUGGUAUCUAGAUACCUUCAUUUAAGCAAGUAACAGCUUAAAUAGAACUUCUAACCUCAUAGGAUGUCUGCUGUUAAGUGAAGACAUUAAUUGGGAAGGAAGGGGAUAUUCAAAAUUGACAUGGUAACAUGCUUAAGACCUGAAGACACUGAAAUCCUAAGGUUAGCCAAGUUCCUUUUGUCAAUAGAAGCAGUCUCAUCAAAGGAAGAACUCUCCUUUGCCAAAGAAACUCUUACAGAAUCUCAUAUCAAGGCUGUCUUGCACCGUCAAGUCUCUUCCUGGGUUCUUAUAGUUAUAUCUCUGUUAAUUCUGGGUAUGUAAUUAAAUUCAAGUCCCAGCAAGCACUAAAAGAUGAGGUGUGUUGCAUAAGGAUGUUUGUUAAGGUGUACAAGAACUGUAUGGGUUUUUUAAUUUAGACAGAUGGAAACUUGAGUGAAAUGUUAAGUAAUAGAUACUAAGGGUGGAAUCUAAGUGUAAGGAGGACAUAGCAUUGGAUUAGGCCAAAUAAACUUAUGGAGAUUAGAAUGUUAGAGUGAUUAACAUGUACUCCUUUGCCAUGAACAUGAAAAAAGGUUUAUUGGAGAUUGCCAACAUUCAUUUUAAAAUAAUGUAUUUUAUUAUUUUUUGAGAUUUUCAUACACUGCGUUUUGAUCAUAUUCACUUCUGUUCCUCAUUGAAACUCUUUGUAAAUCCAUUCCCUGCUCCUUAUCCCCUGUACUUUGGUGUUCUUUCUUUGAAUUUUUUAAUACCCCAGGACCCAGUAAUUCCACUCUUGGGAAUUUACCCAAGAGAUGCCCAAUCAUACUACAAAAGCAUUUGCUCAACUAUGUUCA
This is a messenger RNA of Arvicola amphibius (Eurasian water vole), 3112 nucleotides long. RefSeq names its product P2Y purinoceptor 6-like. NCBI's taxonomy places the organism in Eukaryota, Metazoa, Chordata, Mammalia, Rodentia, Cricetidae. Bases 136 to 816 code for a protein of 226 amino acids. Gene Ontology annotation, cellular component: membrane. Gene Ontology annotation, molecular function: G protein-coupled receptor activity. The record is from RefSeq and is a predicted model, not a curated record. The transcript is spliced from 2 exons. Gene Ontology annotation, biological process: positive regulation of Rho protein signal transduction; phospholipase C-activating G protein-coupled receptor signaling pathway.